Nezara viridula (southern green stink bug) is the source of this 965-nucleotide messenger RNA. Lineage: Eukaryota; Metazoa; Arthropoda; Insecta; Hemiptera; Pentatomidae. The record is from the annotation of a GenBank genome assembly.
AGAUACUACACUUACUGCUUACUUAAUGUGUGACACGGGCCAAAUAAUGGCACACAUAUUCCCCCAUCACGGACGUAGCGGUGACAAGAAAAUUAAUCCUGAGACAAACAAAUUACCUGUGUUCCGAUAAACGUCGAUGAGAACUACAGCGAAGGAACACUGCGUUGGAUGAAGCUAAGAUGGACGCCAUCAUGAGGAACACUGGUUGCCAAUUCAUUCAAGUUUCUGCAAUACCCACUGCCGAUCGGCACAGACUUCCAAAGACCGUCGAAAGUCAAGGUGUUACUAAGAAAGGAGAGUCUGUGAUUCAAGCGCUCAGACCUGUGUAUCCUAUUGCACGCAUACUUGCGCUGCCCGAUAAUGACGAAAAGUUCGCUUGGAGAAACUGGAAAACAAUGUCAUGUUUGUUUUUGCUGGCCUGGGGUUUAUUUCUUAGUUUAGUAACUAUUAUAAAAGUUUCUGGCGAGUCAUUUUCAUAUUCCGCUGUUGGUCAGAUAACAUUUUACUGUAUCGUGACUGUAUAUCUAACUCUGUUCCUCAAGCUUUCGACAGAAUGGCCAGAUCUGAUGGAGGAGUGGUUGGAAGUGGAACAACAGAUGGUUGGGAUGCCAGGUGCAGUCAGGGCAUCUCGCAAGAUACGAGUUAUUUUCCUAUCCAUUUUCAUUUAUGCAAUUGUGGAACAUAUAUUAUGCCAGGUGUACAAUUUGGAAAGGGCACGAAUAUGUAAUGAAAAUGGUUUCGUGGAAAGAUUUUUUUUGGAGAGUUACGACAAUGUCUUCAGACAUGUCCGCUUCUCCAUGUGGUUGGGAUUCCUCCUGGCCACCAUGAAUUUCUUUCUGACCCUCGUCUGGACCUUCACGGACAUCUUUCUGAUCUGCGUGUGCGUCGCGCUCUCCGUGAGGUUCGAGCAGCUGAAAACGUCUCUUAAACGCAUCAUUGGUCAGGCAAGUCUGAGCAAAUAUUAA